Bombus pascuorum is the source of this 1849-nucleotide messenger RNA. RefSeq lists its product as uncharacterized. The record is from RefSeq and is a predicted model, not a curated record. The transcript is spliced from 5 exons. Lineage: Eukaryota; Metazoa; Arthropoda; Insecta; Hymenoptera; Apidae. The coding region runs from base 418 to 1794 and encodes 458 amino acids.
GAAAUGUUAGAAAUGAAAAAUCAUAAUAUACAAAAAAUAACAUGUAGUUUGUCAUUAUAUGUGCUCCUUUACAGUGAAAAAUUACUAUUUAAAGUUUCAAAUACUAAGUACUAUUCAAAUACAUUGUAGAAAGUUUUUUACUAAUACAUCAUUUUCUCUUUUUUAUCAGUAAUAUAUGGCUAUUAUGAUUGCUAUAAAUUCUUAUUAAGCGAAAAGACUUAUAUUUUCUAUACAUUAUACAGUAUAUUAGUUACGUUAAUUCCCAAUUGUACUAUCAAUGUGAACACAGCAAUUAUGUUCUUAAUCCUGUAAAAAAUAUGAUUUUAUUUUGUUAUACAUUUUGAACGAUAUAAACAUAACCUUCUUCAGGCGUUAAAGUCUCAAAAUUAAUUGGUAACUUUGAGAUUUUGUAAUGUAAUGGAUGUUUCUACAAACCAUCAGAGAUACAAACAUUACACAUGCCUGUGUUUUUCAGUAAUGGGACAAAGAAGAUUUAGAGUUUCGAUGGGUGUCCUUAUUGCUUCUCCGGAAGCAGGAGAUGCAUCAGUUAACAUUAUACCGCAAAUGAAGAAACAUUCUACUAUUUCUGGAGAACCUGCUACCAGUUUCAUUUCCACAAUACCAGAAAGAAAUGCUACUAAUCAAACUGCUCUAAUGGGUGUAUCGAAUUAUAAUUCCACUAAUAGUAUGAAUAAAGAUGCAUACAGACACACAGUUUUAAUGGAAAAUAAUGUUUUUGAUAAGAUGUGCAAUUCUACAAUUAAUGAUAGCUGCCAGUUUCCCUAUUAUAGGAGCAAUAGAAGCGAUAGCAAAUGCCCUGAUGCAGUUUUGGUAAAAGAUGUAGGUGUAUCGUGUAUGCUUUUAAACCAAAAUACAUUUGAAAUACAAUUUCCUCAAACAAAAACUCUGAUUAAGCAUCUUAAGAAAGAAUACAAUGAUUUAACUGAUAUUGCAAAUAGAAUAACUACAUAUACAAAAGAUAUAUUAAAUCAUUUACCAAAGAAAAAUCAAAGAAAGCAUCAGCUUCUUAAAAAUUUGGCAGAUUCAAAACAUGCAAUAGCAUCUCAGUAUGUAGAUAGUAAAGGUAAUCUCUGUUUAAAAUUGAGACUUUUUAGUAAUGCCGAAACCCAGUGUAUGACUGAGCAAGUUGUUAAGGAUUUUGACGAUACAUUAUGCAAAAGCAAAUAUAUUACGAAGGAAUUGCACAGUAAAAAUUGUAAUUAUUACAAUCAUUUUGUAACAACUUUAAACAAAAAUAAAAGUUUUAUGCAUAUGUAUGUAGCAAAAAUACAAAUCUUGGAUAAAGGUCAUCUAACACUUGAAGAGAGAAAUAUGAAAUCAAAAUACGAACUAGACACGUCUAUUCAGCGAAGGAAUGCGGAAACAAAUACUCCAAAUUCAACAUCAUCUAGUAUUUCUUCAAUUUAUAAUCAUUUAAUGAUGAGAAAGAAAAAAACAUCAAAUGAAUCGUCAACUCCCAAAUUAAAAAAACGUGAUGACAUACAUAAAUAUGGCAUGAUCGAAAAAUUUAGUGAUGAUAAACACUAUACAAAUCAGUUAAAAUCAAAAAACCAUAGUCCAGUAAUAUUUACUAAUUGGAAAGAAAUUUCAAAAUCGAAACAAUCCAAAAAUAAAACAUUGUCUAUUUUUUCUUAUGAAUCACAAAUGGCUAACGCGAAAAACAAAAUUAAACAGGGAGAAUUUAUUAACUAUAACACAGUUAACAAUAUAUCGAAUACAAAGUUUCAUACAGUUAAUAUCCGAAUUGUAAAAAAAAGUAAAAAAAAUGUAUAACUUUUCUAUUUUUCAUAUCUCGAUAUAUUCCUAUGUAAUAAAUAUUUUUAUACUA